This is a messenger RNA of Cordyceps fumosorosea ARSEF 2679, 1830 nucleotides long. RefSeq names its product Fungal transcriptional regulatory protein. Gene Ontology annotation, biological process: regulation of DNA-templated transcription. Lineage: Eukaryota; Fungi; Ascomycota; Sordariomycetes; Hypocreales; Cordycipitaceae. The record is from RefSeq and is a predicted model, not a curated record. Gene Ontology annotation, molecular function: DNA-binding transcription factor activity, RNA polymerase II-specific; zinc ion binding. The transcript is spliced from 4 exons. Bases 1 to 1830 code for a protein of 609 amino acids.
AUGGCCUCUCAUCCACGGGGUACGACUGGUACAACUGAACUUGUCCUGAGACUCGCAUCAUUACUCAAUCUCUCCCUCUCUUUUCCGUCUGCAUCGGCGUCGUCUGGUCUUUGUGACGAAACGAAGCCGUUCUGCAAUCGUUGUCGCAAGAGCAAACGCCAAUGCCCUGGCUAUCCCGUACCGCGGCUCUACAACGACGGUCGCAAGCCAACUAAGAAAGGGACGACCACAUCAAGCGACUUGUCAUCAUCAAGUGAUGAGGACGAGUUUUUCAAUGAUCAUUGGCGGGUCCACGCUGCACAGAGAGCAGCCGCAGCCUCGUCCUCCCUCGACUCAACCAUCAAGAUUCCCCUGCAAGACGCCGCCUCCUGCCACUUCCUCUCCAAUUGGGUUCUGCUCCCGCCCGAGGGAACCAAUCGCGGCUUUUUCGAAUUCCUGCUCCCAAUACAGAAGAAGGCCACGCGAGGUAGCCCCUUCUACCUGGCCUUCAAGGCCUGCGCGCUCUCGUCCCUCACCCAGAAAGGCUUCGAUCCUACCAUUGAGCGGCAGGCCACUUCAUACUACGUCAAAGCCUUGGCGGCCACUACAGACGCCCUGUCCCGUCCUAGCGUCGCCACGAGCGAUGCCACUCUGGCAACAGUGAUGCUUCUCGGAUUGUAUGAGAUCCAGUCAGCGAGUGGGCGUGGAGUUGAAGGAUGGGUCGCCCACGCUUCCGGGUCCAUGCAGCUGAUGAAUAGCAGAAGCUGGAAGAAGCUCAACACUGAUCUUGGUAUGAGUAUUUUCGUCGCAGUGCGGGUCAACUUGAUUCUACUUGGUCUACUGCAGGGGAAGCCUCCCCCAACCAGUUCAGAAUGGUGGGGUAAGGGGACGUUCAAGGACAAGUACGCCUUGGUAGGACUUCACCUGUCGACAUUAACGACAGAGGUCAGACAUCAGCUAGACAAUUUGCUGGACCUCGAAUACGCUACACUUGAUGACUUUGACCAACUGUCCGCCAUCAUGAAGAAGUGCCAGGUCCUCGAAGCGCACUGCCGCGGCUGGCCCGACACUCUACCCGAGUACUUUAAAUUCAACAUUGCAGCGUGGAUCAGCCACCCACCAACUGACCCGGCCAAGUCGGAGGCGCUCUUCGGUCCCGUACACAGCUACAGUGACCCAUGGGUUGGAGCCAUCUGGAAUAUGGUCCGAACCUCUCGGCUCAUCCUCCUCACUUCAAUACUGCGAUGCUCCGCCCUCAUACAUGAACGCACCGACGUGAAAACGCUACCAGAAUAUCCCGACGUAGCGAAGCUAUGCAUAGACGUCAUCCACGAGGCCAUAGCAGGAGUGCCGUACCAGUUGGGCUGGUUCAAGAACCGCACGGCGCUGCUCCCGACCAUGCCGAGCUACGCGUGCGGGCAGAAUGGAGCGCAGAGCACGCUCGCCGCGUUCACCGCCAUGUUUCCGUUGACAAGCAUACGAGAUCACGAAUUGGCCACAGACGAGCAGCGUGUGUUUGCCGAGGCUCGACUGCAGUUUAUGGCGCAUAAUCUCGGCCUUCGAAGCGCGGCGUUUGUAGAAAAGGCGGCGGGAUGGAUUCCUUCCGCUGCGAUACUGAAGGAUUUCGACUCGCGGAGUGCGAUGGAGUGGCGGCGCUUGCGGGCCGAAGUGUCUAAAGCCGCCGCUGCCGCUGAACCGUUGAAAAACAUCCCUGUCGGUGAUGCAACUGUUGCACCGGUGGAAGAUGCCGCUACUGGCAACGACCGUGCCUGUGAAAGUUCGGAGCUACCUGUUCGCCUUGAGCCAAAGGGGGCCAAGGAAGAGCCACUCCCAAAGCAAGAGCCUCAGUAG